AUGCGUAUUCUAGAUACUUCCUCACGUGGAAAGACUACAGAAGAGGGUCAGAUCCACGCUCAGUGACGGUAUAUACCUCCACGCUGUCUUCAGACCGCUCUCACGUCCUAAAAUGGCCUUCAGAAAGUUCCUUCCUCUGUUCGACCGGGUUCUGGUGGAGCGCUUCACAGCGGAGACGGUAACGAAGGGAGGCAUCAUGCUGCCGGAGAAGUCACAAGGCAAAGUGCUGCAGGCCACAGUGGUGGCGGUCGGGCCGGGCUCCGUCAACCAGGAUUUCUACAACUGGCCGGAUGAAUCAUUUGAGGAAAUGGACAGCACCCUGGCUGUCCAACAGUACAUUCAGCAAAACAUUCGGUCGGAUUGCUCCAAUAUUGACAAAAUUCUGGAACCUCCCGAGGGUCAGGAUGAGGGGGUUUGGAAGUACGAGCACCUCAGGCAGUUCUGUCUGGAACUCAAUGGACUCGCUGUAAAACUGCAGAGUGAGUGUCAUCCAGACACGUGCACUCAGAUGACGGCUACAGAGCAGUGGAUCUUUCUAUGUGCUGCCCACAAAACACCCAAAGAGUGUCCUGCCAUCGAUUACACCAGGCACACGCUGGACGGAGCUGCCUGUCUCCUCAAUAGCAACAAAUACUUCCCCAGCAGGGUGAGCAUCAAGGAGUCGUCUGUGGCCAAGCUGGGCUCUGUCUGUCGUCGCAUCUAUAGGAUAUUCUCUCAUGCCUACUUCCAUCACCGCCAGAUAUUUGACAAGUAUGAGAACGAGACGUUCCUGUGUCACCGGUUCACGCGCUUUGUGAUGAAGUACAACCUGAUGUCCAAGGACAACCUGAUCGUGCCGAUUCUGGAGGAGGAAGUCCAGAACACCUCAUCAGCUGGCGAGAGCGAGGCCUAACCAACAGCUGCUGCCAUAAGGGAGACACAUGUAAACUCACAGUAUCUACACAAUACAGAGGAGACACUCAUUCUGCUUAUAUUUAGACACACUACAGUGUAUUAAGGCUCCUGUCUAGUGACACUGUCCACGUCCCUCCUCCCCACCCACCUGUGUCCAUCUCAGAGGAUGUAAACAGAGUUCAACCAGGAUUAUUUUCUGUUUCUGCUCUGAGAGUCCCUGCUCACAUUUAUGAUGUAGAAGAACCGCGUUCUGACCCGCCUCGUCCACAGGAUCCGGCUCGCUCGCACCUCCGUCGCGGCUUCACGUCCACCGGGAACUUUUCUGACUGUAAUUUUAUGUUUUAUGUCUUAUUGAUGGAACACAUUCAACCCUCAGAUUUGUUUCCCUCAUAAAAAAGAGAAUUUAUUUUCAUCUAAAUAAGUUUAACUUAACGUUCCCAAGGGAGGAGGUGAAGCCAAGAACCUUUUUGGUACCAAGUUUUGCCCUUAAAAAGUUCCUACUUGAGGAGUCGUACUCGUAUGGGAAGUUUUCCUGCUUUUUGUAAGACAUAAUAGUAAGUAAGCAGUUUAUUUAAUGAACUCCAUUUUAAGUCCUAAAAGCAUUAAAUGGUCAUUUAAGCCAUUUAAGAUCUUCAUGACCUGCAAUCCACCUAGACAAGCAACAGUUAAGUCGGGUGACUUCAUUUCAUUCUUAAACCAACUGACAAAGGAAAGUAACGAGUUACAUCCAACCAAGUGCAGCUUUUUCUCACCAGGACGACCGAAAAAAGGUUUUAUCCCUCAACUUCCUGCUUCAGAGUCUGGACGAAGAACGGACCAGUAGCUAUAAAACGUGUCGCUUCGCAGCUGGACAUGAAGUCCAGCCCCUCCAGGAGAAAACGUUGGCGGUUUUAUCUCUUUACAGUCUGAAAAUGUUUUUAAAUGUUGCCGGAUAUCAAACGCGACGGUAAAAAGCAUCAAGCAUUCCGGCUUCGCUGACAAACGGCUGUGGCGUGACGGCCAUCGCUGUGGACACCGUGGGGGUUUUCCUCCUUUAAAGCUGCGGGAUUUGCAUUAAUCUGUAAUCCAGGUGAGAUGAAUUAAAGACGCCCCCCUCCCUCUGUACAUAACACCCUCCUCUGAACUCACUGUCAUGUUUGUGAUGGUGCCUCGUCUCUGCUUCUCUUUGCUUGUGUUGCUGACCCGCCUGGUUUGGGGGUUUUGGGUGAACUAGAAGUUAAACUGCUGACGUAACAACGUAGGUGUGCAGCUCGUGUUGUAGUGAACAACCUUAACCUGUAGCUCUGUAUGUGAACAGGCAGUCAGAUGUUCUUUCUGUGGCCUCUGAGAUGGUUCAGAGUUUUUAGGAAGGCCUUCUGGCCCACUCUGAUCCUGCUUUGUGGACCCCCCUGCCCCCGUCCCUCCAUCACUUUAAUACUGUGUACCAUGUGGUCGAUACUCCUCUGAAGGCCUGAUUAACGCCAAGCUGAUGUCGGGAAUAUCGGCCACAUGAAGCGUCGGAGCACAACCCACCUUCCUCCUCUUUAACCCCCCCUCCUCAUUAAGUUAUUGUGUGGGAGGAGUCUUGUCAGUCCAACCCACUUUUUGUUUUUUAAAUGGACUAAAAAUUUUGUUACUGUUGACAUUUUCAUGAUGUCUGUUAAUAAAAAAAGAUCUAUUAUUCGGA
This is a messenger RNA of Melanotaenia boesemani (Boeseman's rainbowfish), 2560 nucleotides long. RefSeq names its product MOB-like protein phocein. Lineage: Eukaryota; Metazoa; Chordata; Actinopteri; Atheriniformes; Melanotaeniidae. Gene Ontology annotation, molecular function: protein folding chaperone; protein-folding chaperone binding; ATP binding. The record is from RefSeq and is a predicted model, not a curated record. The transcript has 9 exons. Gene Ontology annotation, cellular component: mitochondrial matrix; cytoplasm. Bases 113 to 892 code for a protein of 259 amino acids.